Aspergillus niger is the source of this 1200-nucleotide messenger RNA. RefSeq lists its product as uncharacterized. NCBI's taxonomy places the organism in Eukaryota, Fungi, Ascomycota, Eurotiomycetes, Eurotiales, Aspergillaceae. The transcript is spliced from 4 exons. Gene Ontology annotation, molecular function: ATP binding; protein serine/threonine kinase activity. Gene Ontology annotation, biological process: protein phosphorylation; intracellular monoatomic cation homeostasis; intracellular signal transduction. The record is from RefSeq and is a predicted model, not a curated record. The coding region runs from base 1 to 1200 and encodes 399 amino acids.
AUGCCAUCAACAAUAGCAAUAGCCAAAAAUUACUUUUGUUUCAAACUCCCCUUAUCAGACUCCUCAUUCUCAUUAUCUUCGGUUCCUUUUCCAUGGCUUACACAUACACCCAACACGACUACUGCCAAUAUCCUCCCAGGGACAGACACAGACACAGACAAAGAUGCCAUUUCCAUAUCAGAAGAGAGUCCUCUCCUCCCACACCGUCCACAACCCCAAGAACCACAGAAUAAACCCCAAUCUCUAAAAGAAAAAUACGGCACCUGCACCACAAUCCUCCACUACGGCACCUCCAGCUCCAUCCGUCUCUACACCACCAACACCAACACCCCCAAAAAAGAAAAAAGAAAGAAGAAAGAAGCAUACGUCCUCAAAACCCUCCGCCCAACCCCCUCCUCCACCAAACGCACCCUACAAUCCACCCUCGAAUCCAUCCUCUCCUCCACCCUUCAUCACCCGCAUCUUCUCCAAACAAUCGACAUUCUUCCCAACUCGAGGGGGGAGACGUGUCUCGUGAGCGAGUACUGCGAGUUAGGGGAUUUGGGAACGUAUAUAUGCUCCAAAGCAUGGGAAGACAUGCUAAUAAUGAGGGAGAGGGGAAAAGAUGCAGUGAUGAUCGCGGAUAGGAUCUUCUAUCAGAUUAUGAGCGCACUGGAGUUUCUUCAUGAGAUGGGAGUCGUGCAUGGGGGGGUUUGUGUCGAGAAUGUUUUUCUUUCGUGGGAUUGUCCUUCCGAGGAUGGGAGUGGGAAUCAUGGGAAUGGGAUAUGUGUCAAGGGGUUGUCGAUGGGGAUACGCAAGUUUGAGGAGUUGGAGGGGAUGCAGGGGAGGAGGAUGAUGAGGAAUCCUUAUCUUGCGCCGGAGAUACUUUCUCCUUGCUCUCUUCGGUCUUCUUCUAUUUAUUGUCGACAACAGAGGGGUGACCCCGGGGCUGUGGAUAUCUGGGCUGCCGGGAUCAUAUACCUUGUUUUGAGGCUGGGGAGGAUUCUCUGGCGGAGUGCGAGUGAGGAUGAGGAUGGAAGGUAUGCGGAGUAUCUUGCAGGGAGGAAGAGAAGAGAGGGAUAUAGUGCUAUUGAGGGGUUGGGGGAGGCACAAUGUAAGAACGUGGUAUACGCAAUGCUGAACCCAGAUGCAAAUCGACGGAUCAAAGCAUCUGAAGUCAUGAGAUCAGAAUGGAUGUACAACCUCGAUUUACAUCAAUAA